Messenger RNA from Lingula anatina, 1690 nucleotides. Its product is annotated as methylglutaconyl-CoA hydratase, mitochondrial. Gene Ontology annotation, biological process: fatty acid beta-oxidation. The record is from RefSeq and is a predicted model, not a curated record. Gene Ontology annotation, molecular function: catalytic activity. Gene Ontology annotation, cellular component: mitochondrion. NCBI's taxonomy places the organism in Eukaryota, Metazoa, Brachiopoda, Lingulata, Lingulida, Lingulidae.
AGUGGAUGCUGGGAAAACAUGGCAGCCUCCUGUCGCUUCUCAAGGUUCUUAUGGAAUCCCCACAAAUGUCGCGUUGUCAAUGUCGCUCGCAGGUGUCUGAGUGUGCAGACAGAACGCGAGGCCGAAGUCCGAUACCUAGAUGGCGAUGCAUCGGGUGUUGCAGUUUUGGCAAUGAACAGGCCCAAGACUAGAAAUGCGAUUGGGAAAAAUAUUUUACAGCUCUUUCAAGAAUCUUUGGAGAAAUUCAAGUUUGACAAAUCUCUGAGGGUUAUUAUUUUAAAAAGUGAUGUUAAGGGAGCUUUCUGUGCAGGAGCUGACUUGAAGGAGAGGGCAGCAAUGAAGGAGGAAGAAGUAGGCCCCUUUGUGGCCAAGUUGAGGAGCACCAUCUUAGAUUUCAUGAACCUUCCUCUCCCUACCAUAGCAGCCAUUGAUGGCACAGCAUUAGGAGGAGGCUUAGAGAUUGCUUUAGGCUGUGACAUUAGGGUAGCAGCUGACUCUGCCAAAAUGGGCCUCACCGAAACAAAACUUGCAAUCAUUCCUGGAGGAGGUGGCACUCAGAACCUAGCCAGAGUGUGUGGUCCCUCUGUGGCCAAGGAGUUGAUUUUUACGGCGCGGGCUCUGGAUGGGGUGGAAGCACAUAGGAUGGGAGUAGUGAACCACGUCGUAGAACAGAAUGAUGACGGGGAUGCAGCUUAUUUAAAAGCUCUGCAGCUGGCUAAGGAGAUAGCACCACAGGGUCCAAUAGCGCUAAGGAUGGCCAAGUUGGCAAUUAACAAAGGCUCAGAGGUUGACCUCAUGUCUGGUUUGGCAUUUGAACAGCAGUGUUAUGCUCAGGUUAUUCCCACAAAAGACAGGAUGGAGGGGCUGAUGGCAUUUAAGGAAAAGAGACCACCUCAGUACAAAGGAGAAUAGACUGGAUUCAGCAUUUCAAAAAUCACAAAAAAAAAAAAAAAAGAGUGGCAGAUUUCUUACAAAUAUUUUCUUGUUUUACUCAAAUCCACUUGUUCAAUGUUAUGUGUUGAUGGGAACAUUUGCUGGGCAAAGGUGAAAGAUCAUCAUGUAUAUACGUCAUUCAAUCUAUGGAAAUCAUGUCCAGAUUGGGUUCAUAUUAUUUUUAAAAAAUACGGAACAUAUGCAAAUAGCAGUAAGUGAGGAACACAAUGAAGCAUGCUGGUGUAAGUCUUAGUAUUAAAAAAAUUUGUAUGUGCACAAAAUUUUCUAUGUAUGCCAUCUUAUGGUUCAUGGGUUUUACAUUGUAUGGAAGUUAUACGAUUAUUGACACAAACAUGUUACUUAUACGUAAAUAUUACACAUAAGUCAAAAGAAGUAGAUGUAAUGUUAAGUACGUAUACCCAAAACUGUGUAAAUGCUCAAACUUGGGGAGGCGGGGGAUGAUAGUUCAGUGUAUGUCAGCAUUUAAGAGAAACUGAUACAUCUGUAUACUCUGGCUAAAUCUCCAAGGUGUAUCUGACUUUGAAAUGCCUGUAAACAGGUAUAAAUAUGUGUGCACAGAUUACAGAUUGGCUCAAUUUCAUGCAGCAAACUUGGUUUCUCCAUCAAUAAUCAUGGCACAGUAUUAUUUAUUCCAUAGCAUUAUAGCUCAAUGAUGUGGCAAGACCAUUGUUGAGAUUUUUGAUAUGGUAUCAGCAGAAGUUGGUUGGAGUCGGAGAGGGCUGCCUGUGCCCCCCCC